CCCUUCCAGUCCGGACACUUUCACCCCCUCCCAGUCUGGACAUUUUCACCCCCUUCCAGUCCGGACACUUUCACCCCCUCCCAGUCCGGACACUUUCACCCCCUUCCAGUCCGGACAUUUUCACCCCCUCCCAGUCUUGACACUUUCACCCCCUUCCAGUCCGGACACUUUCACCCCCUUCCAGUCCGGACACUUUCACCCCCUCCCAGUCCAGACACUUUCACUCCCUUCCAGUUCAGGCCGAUUUUCAGCUUUCAGCGCUGUCGCACUUUGAAUGACAAUUGCGCGGUCAUGCAACACUGCACCCAUAUGAAAUUUUUUGCAUUUUUU
This is a messenger RNA of Staurois parvus, 330 nucleotides long. NCBI's taxonomy places the organism in Eukaryota, Metazoa, Chordata, Amphibia, Anura, Ranidae. The record is from the annotation of a GenBank genome assembly.